Molecule: messenger RNA, 123 nt
Organism: Spirodela intermedia
Lineage: Eukaryota; Viridiplantae; Streptophyta; Magnoliopsida; Alismatales; Araceae
Source: the annotation of a GenBank genome assembly
AUGAGACAACUCAAGCACAUUGGGUCCAUCCGAGAAUAUGUAGAAAAUUUUUUCAUGUUGGUGUUGGAAGUACCUUGGAUGGACGAGAAAGAUAAGCUUCAUUAUUUCAUGAAAGGUCUUUAG